CUCCUUUUUUUCUCGCGUCUUCCAUGAGGUAACAUCUGACAUUCUCCAGAAGCCUAUCACUAUCACAGAAAUACCCAGUGUAAGAUACAUUAAGUCUAACUUUCAUCCGGAGCGCACCUUAAAGAAAUGAUUGCGGUCAAGUGCUUUCUUGCCGUCUUCGCAUGUAUGCACUUAUCGGUUCCGAUCGAGGGCUGCAAGAUGGCGUGCUACGAGGAACAGUGCCCUCUGAAGAACCGAAUCAAGUAUCACGGCGAUCUGGUUUCGUGCAGCUACAAGUGCACUCCAAGCAACGAGUGCUCCUGCUAUGGUGUAGAAGAAAAGGGAGCUUCUUGCUUGAGGAUGGACCAUGCGAAGGAGGGCAAGUGCUUCCAAGGGAAAUGUUACAGCGACGACAAUGAGUACGAGAGAGUCACGGCUGGAAAGCAGCUGAACAAGAAUAUGCUAUGCGGAUUUGGACACGACUACCUCUAUAACAGUAGAGGGGCUUUCGGCUGCACGGGUUAUUGCGGCCAGUCCCCUUACCAACAGACCAAGCGUCCUGAUGGUUACCGGUGUCUGGGUACAUCAAGUUCCAAAUUAGCAGAGCAUUUACGCCAGUUCUCUGCAGUAACUGGGUUUCCACACGACGUGGGCACCCUUAACGGCUGUCACAUACAACUGAGUCCCCCGAAGGAUCAUGCUGCAGACAACUUCAACUACAAAGGGCGGUACAGUACUAUCCUACUGGGUUUGGUGGAACAUAGCUACAAAUUCCAGUACGGAAAUGAUGGUUCACCUGGUAGAAACGAAGUAAUUACGGAGUAA
Molecule: messenger RNA, 804 nt
Organism: Ornithodoros turicata
Lineage: Eukaryota; Metazoa; Arthropoda; Arachnida; Ixodida; Argasidae
Exons: 7
Coding region: 127-804 (225 amino acids)
Source: RefSeq, a predicted model, not a curated record